Messenger RNA from Danaus chrysippus (African queen), 1221 nucleotides. The record is from the annotation of a GenBank genome assembly. NCBI's taxonomy places the organism in Eukaryota, Metazoa, Arthropoda, Insecta, Lepidoptera, Nymphalidae.
AUGGUUCGUUUACAUAUUCUGCUACUAGUUGUGUCGUCUGUGCUAGCCACAGUCUAUUCAAUAGACAACGAUCAUUUAAAUGGCAAGGAAAAUCUGAAACCUGAUGUGAAGCUACUACCCAGUUUUCUACAAAGACGACGCCACCAAGUUCCUCAUGAAGAAAUCAAAGAAGAAGAUGUUGGAAGGUACUUCCGGAGACCAUCUCGAACAACAACCGUACCAUCAAUAUUUUCAAUGAAAGUUGAAAAUAAAUAUCAACACGUGUACCCGAACGUGAGACCAUCAGACAAACAAAUUCAUCCUAAACAAAACCAUACCAAUGCCGAUGACCCUAGUGUGACUUCAAAGCCCUCCACUAAAAAUAUAUCUACGGAGCGUGUUACCUUAAAAACUAGAAAUUUAAGCAGAAGAAUACCGUUUGCUAAACGAUAUAAACCGGCUGUUGUUCAACCAAUUACAAGUUUUAAUGAUCAUCACCAAGAAGAAGACAAGGUUGAAACUGAAAUUAUAUCAACAACUACAUCGACAACUACAACUUCAACAACAACGUCAACUACACCAGAACCUGUGGUACUUGAAACUACUGAAACGGAACAAAGAAGAAAAGAAUCUGUUGCAGCUUCCCAAAAUUUGGAAUCUUUCACUUCAAAGAAAAUAAAAGACAUAAUGGCUGAAAUUCAAAAUUCCGAAGAAUUGAUUGAACAAAAAGUUACGACAACUACAAGCAAACCCAUUACCACUACCAUUAAGAAAUUUGAAGAAACUGAAUUUGUCCCGCCUUCUAUUAACGUUCCAAAUAUAACAUCUCACACCCGAAGACGACGGCCACAUUUUGCAAAAAGGGUACAUAUGCAACCUAUCAACGAAUCACUGACAAUUAAAGAUGAUGUGGCGUUGUCCACUUCUGCGCCUAUAGUAGAUGCCACUACUGAAGCGGAACAAGAAAAAAAAACAAUUCCUCCGUCUCAUGUGUCGGAUUUACCGCCUAAUGUCAAAAGCCCAAAACCACGUCGAAGACCAUUAAACAGGGAUUCACAGAACAGAGGUUCACAAAAAUUUAGAUCGGACGAGUUAAGAAAACAACAAACUGAUACAUCUCUAGAUGAAAUACAUUCAACUUCAACUCAAGAAAUUCCAUCAACUGGAAAUGUACCAAUUACUACACCAAAACCACCACCAGUACCCACAUUAUCUCCUUGGUACGAUGGUUAUGGAAAAUAA